This is a messenger RNA of Colletotrichum navitas, 492 nucleotides long. RefSeq lists its product as uncharacterized. The record is from RefSeq and is a predicted model, not a curated record. The transcript has 3 exons. The coding region runs from base 1 to 492 and encodes 163 amino acids. NCBI's taxonomy places the organism in Eukaryota, Fungi, Ascomycota, Sordariomycetes, Glomerellales, Glomerellaceae.
AUGGGCAUGCGACUGGUCUCACAACGGGUCGAGAUAAGUGAGCGAGUGGCUCAAGGCUUCCAAAGCAGAUGUCAUACUACCGCUUGCCUUGUAAAGUUACACAAGACACGGGCUUACUACGUCUUGAAGGUCUAUGGUGGUUAUCAGAAGCUGUUUCUGAGAUUCCAUGUGGGUUUUCCGGCUGGGAGUGUUCACCAAAGUAGCUUGAGGACGUUCUCAAGCAGGCCGUCGCAUACUCUCGCGGAAGGGCCCAAGGGGCCAUGCUGCUCAGGCGCCAUCACAGACGCGCCUUUCCGCACAAUGACUUCGGCCCUCGGAACGGCCUCGAAAAACAACACAUCUGAGCACUUCAAGGUCCAGUCAUUGACAGAAACAAACAGAAACCGCAUGGUAGAACCGUCGCUCUUCGGCGUUGAUGGCCUGACCGCUGUUGGGCAGCUGACCAGACAGUCGAAUGUUGAACAAACCAUGGUCGACGACGGUGCUGGCUAG